Messenger RNA from Linum trigynum, 450 nucleotides. Lineage: Eukaryota; Viridiplantae; Streptophyta; Magnoliopsida; Malpighiales; Linaceae. The record is from the annotation of a GenBank genome assembly.
AUGGAUUGGCAGUUGGUGGUGGAGUUUAUGUACGACUCUUUAUCACCUCUCGCGCCACUAUCUGCAUCUACUUCAUAUCCCGGAAAUCGAACAGGUGACCCCAUUCUCGACGUCUUUGGCAAAUCAACACUGAAGGGCCCUUCAAUUACAUCAAUUUCGGACAAAGAGGUGACCAAAGGAGUAGAAGGUGAAGGUGAGAAAAAUACAAUAAAAAGACAACUUGCCAGAACUUGGAAAUUAAAAUAUGCUCCUUCCAAUUCUCGGAGAACGAAGGAUAAGGUGAUUGUCGUUCGGCUAGCAGCAUUGUCUAUCUAUCAUCUCCACCUUGCGGCUUUGAAUUGCCUGAAGCCAUUUUUUGUGAUGAACUUCUGGAAUCGGCUAACUAAAAUCCACUGCAAUUGUUCUGAACUGAGCGACGACGGCACAGGGAGGAAGGCAAAGCUCUUAUAG